Molecule: messenger RNA, 2919 nt
Organism: Pistacia vera
Lineage: Eukaryota; Viridiplantae; Streptophyta; Magnoliopsida; Sapindales; Anacardiaceae
Product: CSC1-like protein At1g69450
Exons: 11
Coding region: 481-2625 (714 amino acids)
Cellular component (GO): plasma membrane
Molecular function (GO): calcium-activated cation channel activity
Source: RefSeq, a predicted model, not a curated record
GUAUUAAGUUUGACUGGCAGUUAAGCGCCCCUGUAUCCCUGAUCCCAACCCGCUAGCCUUACCGACAGUUCCUAUUUCAAAUUUAGAUUCCCAAAAUAUCCGCUUCUUCUUGUACACUGAAUCAAAAUAUCAAAUAGCGCAAUUUCUUCUGAAGCCAUUCACUCAGAUCAAGACUAGAACAUUUUAAAAAAAUACGACACUGAAGGUUCAUUUUUGCUCAAUUAUUGAAUCUUCAAGAAGAAGCAACCAGCACGUUCGGGGCAGUUCUGGUAAUCAGGACGAAUAUCUAGACUUCAAGUAAGGGAGCAAGGUAGCUUUAACUGUUAGUCGUGUUAGCUACUUUUGAAUCUGUGGUCACAGUGAAAUUUAGUAGCUACUAGUGACAUUCGCUUCACUUCAAUUCUGGUGAAAGUUCAUACAGUUGCAGGUUAGCAGUUGGUAGAUUUAUCAUUUCCAAGAUCUUGAGAUUAAUUUGACGAAAUGCUUGUGUCUGCUCUUCUAACAUCUCUAGGAAUAAAUUCUGGCCUUUGUAUUUUGUUCAUCACACUGUAUUCUAUAUUGCGGAAACAACCAAUUCAUUAUGAAGUUUAUAUACCGCGCUUGCUGGCAGAAGGAAGUUCUAAACGAAGAAGUAAUUUUAAUCUAGAAAGAUUAAUACCUUCUACUGGUUGGGUCAAAAGGGCAUGGAAGCUCACUGAAGAUGACCUAUUGGCAUCCUCAGGCUUGGAUGCUGUAGUUUUUAUGCGGAUUAUUACCUUCAGUUUGAAAAUAUUUGUGUUCGCUGGGAUUAUAGGAAUUUUUGUUAUUCUUCCAGUUAACUGCACGGGAACUCAGCUUCAUGAGGUUGACUUUGCUGAUUUUUCAAAUAAUUCUCUGGAUGUCUUUACCAUUUCAAAUGUUAACAGUGGCUCAAAAUGGUUAUGGAUUCACUUCAGUGCUGUGUAUCUUGUCACCGUAUUCGUCUGUUAUCAACUUUAUUAUGAAUAUAAUUAUAUAUCUUUGAAAAGGAUUGCCUAUUUUUAUUCUUCUAAACCUCAGCCACAUCAAUUUACCAUCUUAGUUCGGAGUAUCCCUGUUCCUGCUGGGACCACUGUCAGUGACAGUGUUGAGAGAUUCUUUAGAGAGUACCAUUCUUCCACCUAUCUGUCACAUACGGUUAUCCGCCGGACAAGUAAACUUCGAAGUCUUGUUAAUGAUGCAAAUAAACUGUAUAGAAGACUUACUCGCUUACAGUCUGAUCCCAAUCAAGAAAAGUAUAAGCGUGUUAGAUUGUUUGGAGAAAAGGUUGAUAUUUUGGAUCAUUAUGAGAAGCAGUUAGAAGAUAUUGAGGAGAAUUUGAGAUUGGAGCAAUCAGAGGUUUCGUUGGCAGGAGAUGAAGUUCGAGCUGCCUUUGUUUCUUUCAAGUCUCGAUAUGGUGCUGCAAUUGCUUGCCACAUGCAACAAUCAACCAAUCCUACAAACUGGGUCACUGAAGAAGCUCCUGAACCACAUGAUGUUUACUGGCCUUUCUUUUCUUCAUCAUUCAUACGAAGAUGGAUCUCUAAGCUCGUGGUCGUUGUCACAUUUAUUCUUCUCACAAUUUUAUUUAUUAUUCCAGUUGUAUUUGUGCAAGGUCUUACUAACCUGAGUCAGUUGGAAGUUUGGUUUCCAUUCCUGGAAAGCGUUCUGACCAUAACAUUUGUCAGUGAAGUCAUUACAGGAUACCUUCCCAGUCUUAUUCUUCAGUUGUUUCUGAAGAUAGCGCCCCCUAUCAUGCUGUGCCUUUCCUCCAUUCAAGGAUACAUAUCUCACAGUGACAUAGAUAAGAGUGCAUGUAACAAAGUACUUUGUUUCAAUAUAUGGAACAUCUUUUUUGCAACCGUAUUUUCUGGAUCAGUUCUAUAUCAGAUCAAUAUCUUUCUUGACCCAAAGACUAUUCCAGCAAGGCUAGCUGUUGCUGUUCCAGCUCAGGCAUCAUUUUUCAUUGCUUAUGUUGUCACAUCAGGAUGGACUAGCACUUCCUCAGAACUCUUUCGAAUAAUACCUUUUAUAUGUAGUAUAAUAAGAAGACCUUUCACUAAAAGUACAGAUGAUGAUUUUGAAGUUCCAUCUGUCAAGUACCACAGUGACAUUCCUAGAAUUCUGUUAUUUGGACUUCUUGGUAUUACAUAUUUCUUCCUAGCUCCACUAAUUCUGCCCUUCCUCUUGAUUUACCUCUGUCUUGCAUACAUCAUCUACCGUAACCAGUUCAUGAAUGUAUAUGAACCGAAGUAUGAAACUGCUGGGAAGUUUUGGCCUAUUGUGCACAAUUCGAUGAUAUUUUCUCUGGUACUCAUGCAUUGUAUUGCAGUGGGAAUCUUUACAUUGAAGAAACUCUCUCUAGCUUCAACUUUAAUUUUUCCUCUUCCAGUCCUUACACUUCUAUUUAAUGAAUACUGCCGGAAACGCUUCCGACCGAAUUUCAUUGCCUACUCUGCUGAGGUUUUGAUAAAGAAAGACAGGGGAGACGAGAAUGAUGCUACCAUGGGUGAAUUUUUUGAUGAAUUGAUCACCGCCUAUCAGGAUCCGGCCUUGCUGCCAGUUCAUUACUCUUCAAAUGUUGACAGUCUUAAUAGUCCUCUUAUAUCUUCCUCUGAAAGAGCCUAAGGUAUGAUUUGCUGAUUCUCUUCGAAAGGUGAACAAUGUCCAUCAUUUACUGCCAUGUUCAUUAGAAGUACUUGAUGAAUUUUCUUCUUCACCAAGAGUAAAAAGCAUAAGUUGUUCGCACAAAAGAGUGUUUAUCCUAAGCUUGCAUUCCUCUGCAAAGAUCUGAAUGUACAUAUUGUGAAAAGUGUGAUGGCAUAAGCGUGUGCAGUGUGCACGGAUCUUUUUUGUGUAUUGGCAUGUAACUUCACCAUAACCAAGUUUGCAAAUUCAAUCCACUUUAUAUUGUUGUUUGAA